CGGCGCGCCGGGGUGCAGCGCACCCGCCGCGGAGCAGGGGAGCCGCGCCUUCCCCCAGCCCUCCGCUCCAACCCCGGGCGCCCGCCGCCUCCCCAGCUGCGCUGAGCCCUCGGCUCGGGGGCGGGCACCGGUGAUGCCGAGCGGAGCCUCCAGUCCUCCGACCCGCUGAAGAAGCAGUAGCCGCUUGCUCGGGGCCGACGGGGACUGUGCGACCGGAUCGUGCUUGGAGGAGGCUUGGGUUGCGGAGCGCGGGGACUCCGGGGGGAGGGGGGAGGGACCGCUCUAUCCGUGCCCCGGCGCCAGCCACCGCUUUGAAGGGUCUCCCUGCCCGGCCCUUUAGCAGCUCCGCCACGGACUCCGGGAGGCUUCCGGCGGCGUCCUGGGGCUCCCCACCCGAUCCGAUCGGACUUAAGAAGGUGAUCGCUCUGCUCUCCCUCCCUCUUCCCGCCUCCUUUCCCCCACUUAACUUUUUGUCUCCACUCGUCCGCAGCUCCGUCCCCUCUCCGCAAACCCGCCCGCGGCUGUGCCAAGCCCCCGGGGCAUGGGCCCCCCAACACGGCUCCUGGAGGCCCCGCGGCGCCGCAAGAUGUGAGAGGCCCGCGUGGGGCAGAGCCAGAGCUUCGGGAGAGGAGCAGAUAGCCCCCAGCCUCCACAGGCCAGGCGAGGUGGCGGUGCGCGCUGCGCCCCCGCCGUGCUGAGCGUCCCGGAGCGUCCAACCCAGGGCCGGAACGAGUAGCUGGCCGGAGGCGCGCCGCGGAGAGCAGGCUGUCAUGCCCUAUUGAUCCCCCCGCCCCCCGCCAAGUAUGUUUGGGCUGGACCAAUUCGAGCCCCAGAUCAACAGCAGGAACGCUGGCCAGGGCGAGAGGAACUUUAACGAGGCCGGACUAAGCAUGAACGCCCACUUUAAGGCCCCGGCUUUCCACGCGGGGGGACCCCCUGGUCCGGUGGACCCUGCCAUGAGCGCGCUAGGCGAGCCCCCGAUCUUGGGCAUGAACAUGGAGCCUUACGGCUUCCACGCGCGCGGCCACUCGGAGUUGCACGCGGGGGGGCUGCAGGCGCAGCCAGUACACGGAUUCUUUGGAGGCCAGCAGCCGCACCACGGCCACCCAGGAGGCCAUCACCCCCACCAGCAUCACUCCCACUUCGGGGGCAACUUCGGCGGCCCGGACCCAGGGGCCUCAUGCCUGCACGGGGGUCGCUUGCUCGGCUACGGCGGCGCCGGCGGCGGCCUGGGCAGCCAGCCGCCCUUCGCCGAGGGUUACGAUCACAUGGCAGAGAGCCAGGGGCCUGAGAGCUUCGGCCCGCAGCGACCCGGGAACCUUCCGGACUUCCACAGUUCGGGCGCCUCGGGCCACGCCGUGCCUGCCCCAUGCUUGCCGCUGGACCAGAGCCCUAACCGAGCCGCCUCCUUCCACGGCCUACCCGCCUCCAGCGGCUCCGAUUCCCACAGUCUGGAGCCCCGGAGGGUGGCGAACCAAGGAGCCGUCGACUCGCUGGAAUACAAUUACCCGGGCGACGCGCCCUCAGGACAUUUCGACAUGUUUUCGCCCUCCGAUGCCGAGGGGCAGCUGCCUCAUUAUGCGGCUGGUCGCCAGGUUCCCGGGGGCUCUUUCCCGGGUGCCUCGUCCAUGCCCAGAGCUGCAGGCAUGGUGGGCUUGUCCAAAAUGCACGCCCAGCAACAGCAGCAGCAGCAGCAGCAGCAGCAGCAGCAGCACGGCGUGUUCUUCGAGAGGUUCGGCGGGGCCCGCAAGAUGCCCGUGGGUCUGGAGCCUGGAGUGGGCUCCAGGCACCCGUUAAUGCAGCCUCCUCAGCAGGCCCCGCCGCCCCCUCAGCAGCAGCCCCCGCAGCAGCCCCCGCAGCCGCAGGCGCAGCCGCCGCCGCCUGGGCUUCUGGUCCGACAAAAUUCGUGCCCGCCUGCGCUCCCGCGGCCCCAGCAGGGCGAGGCGGGCACGCCCAGCGGCGGCCUGCAGGACGGGGGCCCCAUGCUGCCCAGCCAACACGCGCAGUUCGAGUACCCCAUCCACCGGCUGGAGAACCGGAGCAUGCACCCUUAUUCCGAGCCUGUGUUUAACAUGCAGCACCCCCCUCCGCAGCAGGCGCCCAACCAGCGCCUGCAGCAUUUCGACGCACCCCCCUACAUGAAUGUGGCCAAGAGGCCGCGCUUUGACUUCCCGGGCAGCGCGGGCGUGGACCGCUGCGCUUCGUGGAACGGCAGCAUGCAUAACGGCGCUCUGGACAACCACCUCUCGCCCUCCGCCUAUUCGGGCCUACCCGGCGAGUUCACGCCGCCUGUGCCCGACAGCUUCCCCUCGGGGCCACCCCUGCAGCAUCCGGCCCCGGACCACCAGUCCCUGCAGCAGCAGCAGCAGCAGCAGCAGCAGCAGCAGCAGCAGCAGCAGCAACAGCAGCAGCAGCAGCAGCGCCAAAACGCGGCCCUCAUGAUUAAGCAGAUGGCGUCGCGGAAUCAGCAGCAGCGGCUGCGCCAGCCCAGUCUGGCCCAGCUAGGCCACCCCGGGGACGUGGGCCAGGGCAGCUUGGUGCACGGCGGCCCGGUGGGCGGCUUGGCCCAGCCGAACUUUGAGCGUGAAAGCGGCGCCGCGGGCGCGGGGCGACUGGGCACCUUCGAGCAGCAGGCGCCGCACUUGGCGCAGGAGAGCGCGUGGUUCCCAGGGCCGCAUCCACCGCCAGGUGACCUGCUGCCCCGCAGGAUGGGCGGCUCGGGCCUGCCCGCUGACUGCGGCCCUCACGACCCCGGGCUGGCACCGCCCCCUCCGCCGGGCGGCUCAGGGGUGCUCUUCCGGGGCCCUCUGCAGGAGCCGCUGAGGAUGCCCGGAGAGGGCCACGUGCCCGCGCUGCCCUCCCCUGGCCUGCAGUUCGGGGGCAGCCUGGCCAGCCUGGGCCAACUGCAGUCGCCCGGGGCUGGGGUGGGGCUGCCCAGCGCUCCCUCCGAGCGCCGGCCCCCGCCGCCGGAUUUCACCGCGCCCGCGCUCGCGGGCCAGCCUGGUUUCCCGUUCGGCACGGCAAAUCGGCAGGCCACGCCGCACAGCGGCCCAGGCGUGAACUCGCCCCCGAGCACGGGUGGGGGCGGCGGCAGCACGGGCGGCGGCGGCGGCGGCGGCGGGGGCGCCUACCCGCCGCAGCCUGAUUUCCAACCGAGCCAGCGGGCCUCGGCCAGUAAGCUGGGCGCGCUCUCACUCGGCUCCUUCAACAAGCCCAGCUCCAAGGACAACCUGUUCGGCCAGAGCUGCCUGGCUGCGCUCUCCACCGCCUGCCAGAACAUGAUUGCCAGCCUCGGGGCCCCCAACCUCAACGUGACCUUCAACAAGAAGAACCCGCCCGAGGGCAAGAGGAAAUUGAGCCAGAACGAGACCGAAGGUGCGACUGUGGCCGGCAACCCAGGCUCGGAUUACUUCCCCGGAGGGACUGCUCCUGGGGCCCCAGGGCCCGGAGGCCCGUCGGGGACCAGCAGCAGCUCCAAAGCCUCGGGGCCGCCCAACCCGCCCGCCCAGGGGGACGGCACCAGCCUCUCCCCAAACUACACCCUGGAAUCAACGACGGGGAACGACGGCAAGCCGGUCCCCGGGGGCGGCGGCCGGGGACGGGGUCGCAGAAAAAGGGACAGUGGUCACGUGAGCCCCGGGACCUUCUUCGACAAGUACUCGGCAGCGCCGGACAGCGGGGGCGCGCCUGGGGUGAGCCCAGGGCAGCAGCAGGCGCCAGGCGCAGCCGUCGGGGGAAGCUCCACUGGCGAUGCGCGCGGGGCGCCGACGCCUCAUGAGAAAGCGCUCACAUCGCCAUCGUGGGGGAAGGGGGCCGAGUUGCUCCUGGGGGACCAGCCAGACCUCAUGGCGUCCCUGGACGGCGGGGCCAAGUCGGACGGUAGCUCCCCGCACGUGGGCGAGUUCGCCUCGGACGAAGUCAGCACGAGCUACCCGAACGAGGACGAGGUGUCUUCCAGCUCCGACAACCCCCCGGCCCUGGCCAAAGCGAGUAGGAGCCCUCUGGUGACAGGCUCGCCCAAACUCCCUCCCCGUGGGGUGGUCGCCGGGGAACACGGACCGAAGGCAACCCCGCUUGGCCUGGGCAUCUUGUCUACCUCUACCUCGACCCCUGACAGCUAUGGCGGCGGCGGCGGCGCGGGCCAUCCGGGCACGCCGGGCCUGGAGCAGGUCCGGACCCCGACCAGCAGCAGCGGUGCACCGCCACCCGACGAGAUCCACCCCCUGGAGAUCCUCCAGGCACAGAUCCAGCUGCAGAGGCAGCAGUUCAGCAUCUCUGAGGACCAGCCCCUGGGGCUCAAGGGUGGCAAGAAGGGGGAGUGUGCCGUCGGGGCCUCUGGCGCGCAGAAUGGCGACAGCGAGCUGGGCAGCUGCUGCUCUGAGGCCGUCAAGAGCGCCAUGAGCACGAUCGACCUGGACUCGCUGAUGGCAGAGCACAGCGCCACCUGGUACAUGCCUGCUGACAAGGCCUUGGUGGACAGCUCGGACGACGACAAGACGCUGGCGCCCUGGGAGAAGACCAAACCCCAGAACCCCAACAGCAAAGAAGCCCACGACCUCCCCGCAAACAAGGCCUCGGCAACCCAGUCUGGCAGCCAUUUGCAGUGCCUGUCUGUCCACUGCACGGACGACGUGGGCGACGCCAAGGCCCGAGCCUCCGUGCCCACCUGGCGCUCCCUGCACUCCGACAUUUCCAACAGAUUCGGGACUUUCGUGGCCGCCCUAACUUGAAUUGACAAGAAAUGCCCCUCCCCCACCAGGCCCUUCCCUCCCCCCUCUCUCCCCCCCUCCUCCGACCCCCACCCCCCUGUUAAUUUGCAAGGGCCACUAUUGCUGAGUGGAUGAUUUUUUUCCUAGGUUGGUACCUGCUUAGUGGCAUAUGGACCGGAAAGGGUUAAUUUAAAGGGGAAAAAAAAAAAACCUCAAAAAAUUUUUUUAAAAAAGAAACUCGUCUGCCACGGUAUGUUACCAGUGUUAACCCCUUCUGCAGUUAGCAAACUUUUGCUUAAGCCUUUUUCCUGCUAGAUAAUUCCCCAUUUUUCGGUAAUCUUGGCAUACAUUUUUUAGAUGACCUCUUUCCUUGUUUAAUUUUCAUGCUGCUGUGUGCCCAAGUAUUGUUAUUUCAUAAUAAGACAAGAAUUGCUUUCCUUUUUUAUUCUCUUUUAUUCUUGUUCCUUUUCUCCCCUCCUCCCCACCCCUGCUUUUUUUUUUUUUUUUUUCCCCUUUUGCUUUGUUCACUGCUUAUUAAAAUGGAAAUCCUGGAGAAUAGUAGUUCUGGAAUAUUGCCGGGUGAAAGUCGAAUUGUCAUCACAAUAUUAUAUAUUGACACCCAACUGUCAUCAGGCAGGCAGGAGCCAAACAAUUAAUGCCCCCCUUAGGUAUUCUGCCGGGGAUUUUGUUUUGUCUGUUCCCUAAGAAAACAGAGAUAUAUAUUUGGGCUCCUGCAAACACACGCUCAGCCUUGGGCUCCGUUCUCGCUUCUGCGGGAAGCUGCCGCUCUCUGCAACGGAGGUGAUGACGUGUCCAGCCCGCUCUGUGGGAAGGAGCCGGAAUGUUCCACAGUGCUGUUUUCUCUCCUUUUCUGGGCCUCUGCGCAGACGCCUGGGCUCUGAAUUUUCACGCCGUGCUAAGCAGCCCUGGUCCGCCUGGGGGACGGUGCCUCUGCCCAGCUUGCUGGGUGUCUGGGGGCUCCAGGCUUUGGCCGUGCAGCAACCAGGCCGGCUGGGUCUUGGGUGCUGGAGUUGGGGAGGAGCAGUUCUCAGCUCUCGGCCUUUCUGGACAGCUCUUCCCAGCCAGGCGUCCCCGGGGAAGGAGGAGGGCACUGGCUCUCCUCCACCUCUUCCAUUUGGUCCCCGCUCUCCAUCUAUUUUCCCGCCUCAACCUGGGCCGCCCCCCCAUCCCUGGGAGGGACGAGGCUUUUGCCAGCAUUUUUGGGGGCGUCUUUCAGCGAAGGAGCCUCCAGGCCCAGCCUGCCAAGCCAGCCUUCUCUGAGCCUGGGUGUAUUUCUUUGCAGGGGUUUGCAGGCUCCUGAGGGCUAGAGGAGGGCGAAAGGGGAUAUAACUAAUGACUUUGAUUCCUGAGCCUUUUUCUUAACUCCGGAAUUUUUUUCCCCUUUGGAUUUCAUCUCACCUUGUUGCAGAACUAGAGCCACAUCCCGCGCGUCUCACGGAGGAAUGACUUUGAGCAGAGAGGAGGGGGCGGCUGGGCGAGCAGGGCAGUGGAGAGCGGGGCUCCUGGACUAGCCUCUUACCUGGUUCUCCCAAGCUUCUGUUACUGAUCGUGUCUUACCAAAUGUUCCGUUUUGAGCCUCUCACCCUCUCCCCGACCCCAGGUCCCCAGAGUUUGCAGUCCUGGCUUUUUUUAGCAGUGACCUGAGGGCUUUGGGCUCACCCCACAACACCCACCUUGUUUAUUUCAAAGAACUUUUCAGCAAAUGGAGAAGAGCGUCCAGAAAACUCCCCCCCUUUCCCCUCCCUCCUCCUUUUCUUUCCUUCGGCCGGCCCUUUGGGCUCGGGUCCGAGUCUGGACCGUCCGAGGUUCCUGCCUGGGCCGUCUGACCGGGAGCCGACCCCGGCAGGCACAAGCAGGUGGUGUGAAUUUAUCAGCGGGGAGGUGUGAGCCGACUCACUUCCUGUGUUCUGCCACCAGAGGAAAGAAAAGGGGGGGAGUGUUCCCCCUGCCCCAGGCUGCAAGAGAAACAGCCGAGUCUGAGCGAAACCUCGUGCCCCCUCUGCAUCUGCAGUGUACAGCUGUUUGAGAGCUUCAUCAUUUCAUUUUUGAAACAGGAAUAAUUUCUCCUUAAUUGCUUAAGGCCGGGGAGCCAAAAGCAUCUUGACUUCUGUCUUUGACCUUCCCUGCGUCGAGUCCAUCAACACUCGGCCAUCAGCUCAUGGUCCCAGCCACCUCGGAAACCCCUGAAGUUUGAAAAUUUCUCGCUCCCCACGACCCCAGAAUGGAACAACUUUACAAAUAGCCUUAAGCAAAAGGAUGUUAUUUCAUUAAAUUGGGUUGAAUGGAAGGAAUAGAAGCAAAUUAAAAACACAGCCAAUCCGCGGAGACUCCAAACACUGGUAAUCGGUACUACAGAGCAAACUCUUCGGGAAAGAAAACGAAAAUGUUCUUGCACAUGUAAAAUAUGAAAACUUAACUCUGCUGUGUGUUAGGCAAUCCUGUAAUCUUUUUUGACUCUUAAAACAAAUUCAUUUCUGAAAUGCUUGGUUGGAAGACUGUGACAAUAGCUCAUGAAAUUGAGUGUUAUUUUUUUCUUUCUUUUUUAAAAAAAAAUAUGUAAAGUGCAGUCUUCUGUAUUCAUGCAUAUUGUAUAUACCUGUAUAUGUUUUCCUGAGCAGCUAAAUAACAAUAAAUAU
This is a messenger RNA of Diceros bicornis minor, 7366 nucleotides long. RefSeq names its product MN1 proto-oncogene, transcriptional regulator (gene MN1). Gene Ontology annotation, biological process: regulation of DNA-templated transcription. The record is from RefSeq and is a predicted model, not a curated record. The transcript has 3 exons. NCBI's taxonomy places the organism in Eukaryota, Metazoa, Chordata, Mammalia, Perissodactyla, Rhinocerotidae. The coding region runs from base 804 to 4730 and encodes 1308 amino acids.